Messenger RNA from Linderina pennispora, 1134 nucleotides. RefSeq lists its product as uncharacterized. Gene Ontology annotation, molecular function: L-allo-threonine aldolase activity. Gene Ontology annotation, biological process: glycine biosynthetic process; L-threonine catabolic process. The transcript has 2 exons. NCBI's taxonomy places the organism in Eukaryota, Fungi, Kickxellomycota, Kickxellomycetes, Kickxellales, Kickxellaceae. Gene Ontology annotation, cellular component: cytosol. The record is from RefSeq and is a predicted model, not a curated record. Bases 1 to 1134 code for a protein of 377 amino acids.
AUGCCUUGCAUUAUAAAACAUAACGAGCAGGCCACCUGCAAUGGCAGCACUACGAACUUCCCCUUCAGAGACCUCCGCAGCGACACGGCUACCGUGCCAUCCCCUGAAAUGUACCAGGCAAUGGUGAGCGCUCAGCUUGGAGACGACGUGUUUAGCGAGGACCCAACUGUAAAUGCACUGGAAACCCGGAUUGCUGAACUGACGGGUAUGCCAGCGGCUCUAUUUGUUACCUCCAGCACCAUGUCAAACCAGAUUGCAAUCCGUACUCAUCUGCAGGCCCCUCCUGCAUCGGUCCUCUGCCACCGGAAUUCGCAUAUAUUCCAGUGGGAGUCCUCUGGCGUCGCGUACCACUCGCAGGCACAGCUGAUCCCGGUUGCACCGAAGGACUCCAUCAACAUGAAGGUCCAGGAUGUGAAGGGCUCCUUCCUCGAGGACGAUGGCAACAUCCACAAAGCAGCGACAAAGCUUAUCACUCUGGAGAACACCUACAACGGUGUAGUCAUGCCUAUCGAGGAUAUCCGCGAGAUCCGCAGAUUCGCCAACGAGAAGGGCGUUCUAGUCCAUUUAGACGGUGCUCGCCUGUGGAAUGCAUCUGUCGCAAGUGGGAUUUCUCUGGCGGAGUAUGCCAAGGAGGCCGAUUCGAUUAAUAUGUGCCUAUCGAAGGGACUGGGGUGUCCUGUGGGUGCUGUUUUGGUUGGGUCUGAGGAGUUUAUUCGAAAGGCACGCUACUAUCGCAAGCUGUUUGGUGGAGCUUGGCGCCAGGCGGGUGUUCUUGCUGCUGCUGCUCUCUACGCCAUCGACAAUAUCUGGCCGACCAUGGCCGCAACGCACAAGCUGACAAGGCGGCUGCUGGAUGGUCUUGUUGAACUCGGAUUCAAGCCGGAGCUGCCGGUUGAAACAAACAUGAUAAUCCUUGACGCGUCCGAAGCCAAGGUGGACAUGGAUGAGCUUGCCAAGGCACUUGGCGAGCGCGGAAUCAUCAUUCGCACCGUGUACGAUGGCAGUUUCCGCAUUGUGACCCAUCACCAGAUUGACAAUGGCUGUGUGGAUGAGGUCCUUUCUGUUGCCAACAAGCUAGCAGCAGCGCAGAUUACUCCCAACAUACAUGCUACUCUUCCUAGUAAUGGUGACUAA